This is a messenger RNA of Chenopodium quinoa (quinoa), 573 nucleotides long. RefSeq lists its product as uncharacterized. Gene Ontology annotation, molecular function: nucleic acid binding. The record is from RefSeq and is a predicted model, not a curated record. The coding region runs from base 1 to 573 and encodes 190 amino acids. The transcript has a single exon. Lineage: Eukaryota; Viridiplantae; Streptophyta; Magnoliopsida; Caryophyllales; Amaranthaceae.
AUGGUGAACAAGUCAAGAAAGGAUUGGUCACUUAAGCUUGAUGACACAUUAUGGGCCUUGAGAACGGCAUACAAAACCCCCAUUGGCACAACUCUCUCUCGUUUGGUGUAUGGUAAAGCUUGCCAUUUGCCGGUUGAGUUGGAGCACAAGGCUUGGUGGGCUAUGAAAGAGCUCAAUAUGGAUUUUUCAUUAGCUGGAGAGAAGAGAUUGCUAAAGCUCAAUAAAUUGGAAGAACUUAGAUAUGAUGCCUAUGAGGACUCAAAACUCUACAAGGAGAAGACUAAGAAGUGGGAUGACCAACACAUAAGGAACAAAAGCUUCAAAGUUGAAGACAAGGUGUUUUUAUUCAAUUCUAGACUUCUCUUGUUUCUCGGAAAGCUAAAGUCCAAAUGGUCAGGUCCUUUUGUAAUCUCAAAGACUACUCCUUAUGGCUCAUUUGAGUUAGAGGCGGGUGAUCAUAGGUUCAUGGUGAAUGGUCAUCGCUUGAAAUAUUAUUUGUGCAAGAAUGAAGUUUAUUUUAUUGAGUGCAUUAGGCUUGAUCCAAUGGAUUCCAAGCCACCCCCUUCAAGAUAA